GGGGGUGAGGGCGUGAAGAGGGUGAGGGGGUGAAGAGGGUGAGAGAGGGUGAAGUCCAUCUCACUUUGAGGACUUGAUCGGAUCCAAGAGUUCUCUCCAUCGGGAUUUUCGAAGUCAAAGGCAUAGAAAGAAGUCGGGGAGCGAUGUCCGCCGUGUGCGCGCUGCUGGUGGGCUCGGGGCUGCUGACCCUGGUCCUGGUCCUGGUCCGGGUCCUGGUCCGGGUCUGGUCGCCGUACCUGUGGCAGGACCUGCGGUUCGCGGGGACGAUGCUGACGGUGGGGUUCCUGUGCGCGGUGAACCAGAAGAAGCCGCGACCCGACACCCUCCUGGACCUGUUCCUGACCCGGGUCAGCCGGUGCCCCCACAAGGCGUUCCUGGUGUUCGAGGACACGGUCCACACCUACCGGGACGUGGACCGGCGGAGCAACCGGAUAGCCCGGGCGCUGCGGGGCCAAGCCGGGCUGAGGGCGGGGGACAGCGCGGCGAUGCUGAUGGGGAACGAGCCCGACUUCGUGUGCGUGUGGCUGGCCCUGGCCAAGCUCGGCUGUGCCGCCGCCUUCCUCAACCACAACAUCAGGUCCCGGUCCCUCCUGCACUGCCUCCAGGCCGUCCGGACCCGAGUGCUCAUAGCGGCCGCAGAUCUGAGGAGUUCUGUCGAGGAGGUGCUGCCAGAUCUUAAAGAGAAAGAUAUGGCUGUCUUUAUCCUGGAUGAUAAAUACACCACUGAUGGGAUUGAGAGCCUCAAUGAAAAGAUUGAUCAAGCGUCUGACUGUCCAUUACCCGUGUCGCUGAGGUCAAGCAUCACCUUGGAGGAUAAUUUUAUAUACAUCUACACAUCAGGAACAACAGGUUUGCCCAAAGCUGCCAUCAUCAAGCACAGUCGUGCUCUCCGUGGCUGCACCAUUCUCAGACUGUUGAACAUCUCUGCCGAUGAUGUGGUGUACCUCACCCUCCCUCUGUACCACAGCAGCGGCUCCCUGAUUGGCAUCUGUGGCGCCAUUCAGAUAGGUGCAACCAUUGUCUUGCGUCGCAAAUUCUCUUCCAGCCAGUUCUGGGACGAUUGUCGGAAGUAUAAUGUUACAGUCAUCCAGUACAUUGGGGAGGUAAUCCGUUACCUGUGUAACGUUCCCAAGAAGGACAAUGAUCGUGAUCACAAGGUGAGGACUGCGAUAGGGAAUGGGUUGCGGGCUGAUGUCUGGAGGGAGUUUUUGGAUCGGUUCGGAGAUAUCCGGGUUUGUGAGUUUUACGGAGCCACCGAGGGGAACACUGGCUUCAUGAACUAUGUGGGUAAAAUCGGAUCUUCGGGUCGUACCAACUUCAUUAUGAAGAAAAUCAUGCCAUUCAACCUGGUUAAAUAUGAUAUCGAAAAGGACGAGCCAGUUCGCGAUGCCAAUGGUCAUUGCAUAGAAGUAGCUACAGGGGAGACGGGUCUCCUCAUCUCAAAAAUCACCCACAUCAAUCCAUUUACCGGCUACGCGGGGAGCAAGAACCUGACGGAGAAGAAACAGCUGAGAGACGUGUUCCGCAAGGGGGAUAUUUACUUCAACUCCGGAGACCUCCUGUCCCUGGACAGUGACAAUUUCAUCUACUUCCAGGACCGCGUUGGGGACACAUUCAGGUGGAAAGGAGAGAACGUGGCCACCACAGAGGUGGCUGACAUCCUGGCCAUGGUGGACUUUAUUCAGGAAGUUUGUGUGUACGGAGUGGCAGUUCCAGACCAUGAAGGCCGAAUUGGAAUGGCAGUUAUUAAGCUGAAGGACAGCAGGGAGCUGGAUGGAGAGAUGCUGUACAAUCACGUGGUGAAUCACUUACCAAACUACGCCCGGCCACGCUUCCUGCGACUGCAGAAUAGCAUAGAGAUCACAGGGACGUAUAAACAACGUAAGGUCACACUGGUGGAGGAAGGCAUCAAUCCAGCGACUAUCCGAGAUCCACUCUUCUACCUCAGUGACACCAAAAAGACCUACAUCUCCAUGAACCAAGCGACCUAUGACUCUAUUGUCUCCAAACAGGUCAAACUAUGAGACAGGAUUAUUUAUCCCCAUCAUCAGCCUUCUGUGACUGCGCUAAGCAAUCAAUACUGGUCAUUCUGGAGGUGGAAUAGGUGCAAAGAAGGAUUAAAACCAUAAAACCCUCAACAAUUGGAAGAUUCUCUGAAGUGGCCAAUUCGGUCCACCCGAUGUAAUGAAUAUAUAGUUGUUCACAGCAUUGUUACGAUCAUGUAGAUCUGACGAAUGAAUUCAAUGACUAUAAUACGGAAAUUAGCUAUUCUAAUUGUUUUCUUUUCAAUCAAACUCUUUCGAAACACUUUUUUUAAAUUUCAAUAAAUUAUCGAUUUUACAACA
Callorhinchus milii (elephant shark) is the source of this 2345-nucleotide messenger RNA. Its product is annotated as very long-chain acyl-CoA synthetase. The transcript has 10 exons. Lineage: Eukaryota; Metazoa; Chordata; Chondrichthyes; Chimaeriformes; Callorhinchidae. Bases 144 to 2024 code for a protein of 626 amino acids. The record is from RefSeq and is a predicted model, not a curated record. Gene Ontology annotation, molecular function: long-chain fatty acid-CoA ligase activity; long-chain fatty acid transmembrane transporter activity.